GUUCGGAUGCCCCCACUCGGACGCUCGGUUCGUUAAGAGACGCUUUGCAACCGGGCGCCGACUCACUUUUCAAACGGAACAACAUCAUUUUACUCUUUACUCCGUCUCGUAAAGAAUUUCGGAAAGUUUGUGCCAAAGCUGUGCGUCGGUACCGAAUCCGAGAGAACAAACAACCCCGAACGGAACAACAUAAAGUGCAUCAUCCAAUGGCUUCCAUGUCGACGGUGCGAUUAACUAAAGGCGAUUCGCCCAAUUGGGGGUUCCGAUUGCAGGGCGGGAAGGACUUUGGCACCCCUUUGGUCAUCCAGAAAGUAAAUGGUGGUUCUCCAGCUGAAAGAGCUGGCUUGAUAGCUGGCGAUGCCGUCAUCAAAAUCAACAACGUCGACGUCUACAAUCUACUGCACAAAGAAGCCCAGGACGUCAUAGUAAGAGCCGGAUCCAGCUUCGAGAUGGUGAUUCAAAGAGGCGGCUCAACGUGGAAGCCGUCAGUUAUCCCAACGGGAACGUACUCAAAGCCAUCGCCGUCCAUCAACAACGUGAGUCCGGUGACGAAGACUUCGCUGGCCGCACAAAAGGGUGAGAACAUUGGCGCUAUUGGAACCGGACAUAAUUUGGCUGCUAAGCCGUUUAGUCCACAAGUAAAUGGUGCUGUAAACGGAGCGCCCCCUAAACUGGUAAACAAACAGUACAACAGCCCCUUGAAGCUCUACUCCGAAGACGCGAUUGCUGAGACUAUUUCGGCGCAGAGUGAAGUUUUAUCCACCGGAGCUUUAGGUGUUAACUUCAAGAAAAACGAAAAAGACUACGAUGCUACCAACAGCGCGGUUUAUCGCAUGCUCAAGGAAGCUGAAAAUGAUGCUCCAUCAAAUGAACCAGUAACGCGGUCCGAAUACUACGCUACUCACAGUCACGCUAUCGGCUCAGCAAAGAGUCCGUCGCAAGUGGCUUCUGAGCGCCUGGUUUCGCAACAAGAGCCCGUUUCUGAGAGCGCGACAAUUUGCACUGAUUGCGAAAGGGUCAUUAUAGGCGUCUUUGUGCGCAUCAAAGACAAGAAUCUUCACGUCGAGUGCUUCAAGUGUGCCACUUGCGGAUCUUCUUUGAAGAACGUCGGCUACUACAACAUCAACAACAAGCUCUACUGCGACAUUCACGCAAAGUCUGCUGCGAUUGCCAUCAACAAUCCUGCAGCUGUUCCAAUUAUUCCUGCAGGCGUGAAAGCCCCAGUGAGCGCAAUCUCUUCGGCUUUGUCUGGUCAUUCGUUGCCAUCCCCAUCGCCACUUUCGCCCAAAACCCCUAGCUUUGCCCCAUCCUAUCCGCCGCCCCAAGAGCGACCGGAUUUAGGAUCGGUUGUUGGUGAUGUCGCGCCUCAAACACCAAACCAAACUCACGAUUCUAAUCCUAAAUCAUCUAGUAACAGUUCUCUCUAUAACCCGUCUGCGCCUGUAUCGUUUAGCAAAUUUAUUAACAAGCCCUCGACCUUUGGAGGCCCCAAGCCCUUCUCGAGCGUCAGCGCGCCUCUUUCACCUGGAGGCGCUUUGAAUAGGGGCGCCCCCUUAUCGCCUGCCAGCAACUUCAACAAGGCGCCCUUGUCUCCUCCCAUUGGUCAUUCCAAGAGCCCCUACAGUCCAGCACCCUCUGGUCGCACCACCAAUAUAAUUUGGCCGCCACCGCAAGACUCAGAGCUUGCAACCGCUUGCCCGCUCUUUUAUCCGCCGCCUUCCAGAGUGGAGGCUGAACUUGAGAAGAAACUCGCCGAUAAGCGGAAAACUCAGUUCGAGAGUGACUAUUUUGCCGAAGACAAUCUGGAUGAGACCAUGUCGUUCUACUCAGAGGAAAUGUCGUUUACUGGGCGCAGAAGUGCGGCCGAAUGUGUGGAGAUUUUGUCCGAAACGCUUGACACUCAGAAGAUGAUCGAGACUGCGCUAAAAGCUACUCCCCACUUUGCUUCCUCCGAUUGUUGCCAGAACAAGGAGUUUUGCGACCUCAAAAGACCCACGGAGUAUCAGCCGAAUACUGUGGAAAGCCAGCUCCAGCCCAAAGUGGAAAACGCUGUCCCUCAAAAAUGGGAGUCCUCCCUAACUCAGGCUGUGCGCACCACAGCCCCAGACUCAGACACUUUCUGCAGAAUCCCCUCCAGGACUUCUGCAAGUCCCAUGGCUUCGGCCCUAUCCAUUGCUCCCGCUCAGCCUUUUACACCUUUACCACACUCCAAUUUGGAUCCAGUGCCUCUGCCAGAGGAAACCGAGCCCUACUUUCCUCCCGAGCACCCAAUCAUCCCCGCCAAGGUAGAUGAGGCGGAGAAAAAGGAGGAAAAGAAACGGGGCCCAAUACCAAAACCCUACAGCCCCUUUGUGAAGGCCCUGGAAAUCGCCCCCGAUCGGCCCUUUACACCAGUUGGAGGAGGCGAAAAGACGCCACUACCUCCAGUGAAAAAGAAACCCAAAGACCCUCUGGAUCAGCUACUGGAUGAGCUGCCGAAGGCAAAUGAGCGGCUGGAUAUGCGCACGGCGCUCACCACUGCUCCUGAGCGGCCCUACACGCCUCUUAUAGGGGAGCAGGAGAGUAGCCCUCAACCCAAGAAGGCGCAGCUGGAGAAACAUGUGAAGCCCGAAGAGCUCCCAGCCUCCUUUCGGAUGAAUGCGCAAGAGCCCAAGCCGCCCAGCUACUACGCCCCGGCUGUGUUAGAGGAAAGGAUUCAAUCUAGUAUUCAGGAAAGUUCCGCGGCCUCUGAGCGGAUGGUUGUGGAAAAGGAGACCAUCCAGCCGGCUCAGGUUACUCAUCAGGUGGUGGCUCAGGAAGUUGCGCACGAAUCAGCCACGAGCUUCGCUCCGAUCUUCCAAGGUUUCACCUGCUCGUUCAAGAACAAAACUGAUCACUCUCAGUUUUCCGUUGAAGUCUCCACCACUCCCCCAGUGCCCACGCCUCCGCCCAAGCCUCAAACGCCCAUUUCGUACAUUGCCACUGUAGAGGAAAAGCCUGCUUGCAUCAGACGCGAGACCAUCAUCCAGGAAAAGAGGGAUCAGAAGAGCAAGCACGUGGAGCAAGUGGUUCAGCGGAAGGAGACCAUCCAGAGGCAGGCAGAAGAGGUGAUCCAGGUGAAGCCGGCGCAGGUGAACGCGAUGCUUCACAAGCCACAGUCCUUGCCUGGAUACCAGAAGGACUUGCAGGCAACCGCCGAGGCAGAUUUGAUUCUUAUGGAGCGAAAGAGGCGGGCAGAGGAACGAAUUGAGGAGCAAAGGAGGCAGGCGGCAACCAAGCCCAUUAUCACCAUUGAGCCUAGUGAAGGGAGUGGUGACCACCAGAGCGCGCCAGCCGCUCAGUUUAAUGCGGGUUUGGACAGUUCUUCGAGAGGGAUUUCUCCACGCCCCCGAUCAAUUACACCUAGUAUGAUCAGCAAGGCCCCGCCCCUGCUUCCCUACUACCAGGACAAUCUGGUGCCCCACUUCCAGUCUGCCUUGGAAACCAACGUUUUCGACCCGGCGCAUCCGGAAAUAUCGCGAUCCCCUAGCCCCCACCCAGGUAAAGAGGCGGUGCGCAGCCGCAGCCCUUCUCCUUUCCCGGGAGGCAUGCAGGAGCGCAGCAAGUCGCCCGCUGAAGGCCCCCCUCCUAAUCCGCUGCACUCCUCUAAACCACUGCCCACUCCGCAGGACUCACGCAUUAGGCAGGCGAAGGAAAGCCUACAGUCCUACCUCCCGGAGUACAAGAGCAAGCGCGACUUGGUAGAGCAGCAACACGGAGUGGAGAUUUCCCAGAGAAACGGCCAUGUGAGCCAAAAUGUGGCAUAUCCAGCCGACGGGGAAUUUGGGGUGAGGACUGGCAAUGUGCAGCAGGUGCAGCAGCUGUUGCAAGUGCAACAGGAUGGGGAGCGAUUCGAAACCAACACCAAAGAACAGGGCGGUGUGGUGGCUAAAACCAGCAUUCACCAAAAGAGCCAUGAGGAGCAGCUUUCCGCCUCCAAUAAAACCCAGAGUCAAACCACUGAGGUUUCUGCCGAUGGGAUGACGCAUGUUCAGAGGCGCAAAGUGGUCACAGAGGAGUACGAGCACAGCCACAAAGAGAACAACCUGCAGAUCGAAAAGUCGAUCACAACCACCACCAAACACCCGUUUGCCCGGGUGAACGCCCCAGUUGUGGAUCCUCCAAACAGCCAGUCCUUCCACAUAACCAAUCCCCAUCACGUGUCGAAGGAGAGUUCCAGACUGGAUACCCAGGCGACUUUGCAUCAGGCCUCGCAACGAUUGAGCGCCCAAGCUCAAGUUCAGCCUCCCCAAUCGGCUCCCGCUCCUCCCAUUCGAAAAGUGUUUGCGCCCGGUUCUUUAGCGCCCAUCAAGCAUGUAGCUGCGCCCAGUGCUUGUGUGCAACCAUCCAGUGAAAACGUCACCAAACCCAAUGUUCCUAAUCCCGAUGUAGGUGCUGGUGCUGGUCGGCAAGCGGGCGGAGUGACCGCCACCCCCAAACGGGGCCGGGGAUUGGUCAAUGCUGCGGCGUUGCCAGGUUCCAGGGUUCCUUUAUGUGGACAUUGUCACGGUCAAAUCAGGGGACCGUUCAUAACAGCCCUGGGCAAAAUCUGGUGUCCUCAGCACUUCACCUGCAACACCCCGUCCUGCAAGCGCCCUCUGCAGGAUCUCGGAUUUGUGGAGGAACAAGGACAGCUCUACUGCGAAUAUUGUUUUGAGCAGUACCUGGCUCCGCCCUGUUCCAAAUGCAACGGGAAAAUCAAGGGAGACUGUUUGAGAGCCAUCGGCAAGAACUUCCACCCGGAAUGCUUCAACUGCGUCUACUGCGGUAAACUCUUCGGAAACAACCCGUUCUUCUUGGAAGACGGCAAUCCCUACUGUGACGCUGAUUGGAACGAACUCUUCACUACGAAAUGCUUCGCCUGUGGCUUCCCAGUGGAGGCCGGCGAUCGUUGGGUGGAAGCCUUGAACAACAACUAUCAUAGCCAGUGCUUCAACUGCACGAUGUGCAAGAAGAACUUGGAAGGGCAGAGCUUCUUCGCUAAGGGUGGACGCCCGUUCUGCAAAACCCACGCACGCUAGAUUAGAAUCUACUAAAAAACACGCUUUCUUGAACGCUUCUGAACCAUCUAAUCAAUACUGUUAGGUUGUCGGUAGGCAAAGGCAAAAUCUCUUCUCACACAAGCCUUGAUUGAUUAUAUCUAUAACCAGUGACGUUCGUUUGUCCUGUUGCUCUUUGUUCUGUUGUGAAUUAUGUAAAGUUUCUUUUAUUUUCUUAGCUAAUUAAGUAAUGUAAUCGUCUUGUAGAUAUGUCGAUAAGUUGUCGUUUUUGUCAAUCCAUCAUUGUCGAUGUACAAUAUUUUAAGUGCCAUUUUGAAGGGAAAUUAGGGUAGGAGGAUUGUUUGAUGGAGUCAUGUAAAGGUACCACUAUGUAUAAAGCUGUAAUGUUAGUUAAUAAAUCAAGUACACUCA
Messenger RNA from Dendroctonus ponderosae (mountain pine beetle), 5429 nucleotides. RefSeq names its product PDZ and LIM domain protein Zasp (gene Zasp52). Bases 207 to 5039 code for a protein of 1610 amino acids. The record is from RefSeq and is a predicted model, not a curated record. Gene Ontology annotation, cellular component: adherens junction; filamentous actin; Z disc. Gene Ontology annotation, biological process: heart development; actin cytoskeleton organization; muscle structure development. Gene Ontology annotation, molecular function: actin binding; muscle alpha-actinin binding. The transcript has 16 exons. Lineage: Eukaryota; Metazoa; Arthropoda; Insecta; Coleoptera; Curculionidae.